UUAGAUUUAAUUAAACGUGUAUUUGUAUAUGUGUGUAACGUUAGAUUAAACUUAAAAAACUCUAUUUACGUAAACGUUACUAUGUUUAUUUAGGUUAGUGACUGCACAGCAUUAUGUUUGAUCGUUUUAUUGCAAAUGGGUUAGUUGUCUUUUGAAGUGCGUGUACUGUGACCAUACGUCUCUUUUGUAUUGUAACGAUCGUUACUAAAUACACCUCAAGUGUCCACGGGAGGUCAAUAAAACGUCAAUGUUUUUAAUUUAAAUGUGUAAGAUUGAGAACAGUAUAUUUACCUCAAUUUACAACCGAUCACGCACCGGCGCCGUGGCUUAGAUGGUUAAAGCGCCUGUCUAGUAAACAGGAGAUCCUGGGUUCGAAUCCCAGCGGUGCCUUUUCUACAUCUAGUUAUAUUCUUAUGUUUGUGUUUGAGUUAAUGAUACAUUUAAAAUCACACAUCACAUGUGUAUAAUUAAACAAUCACUAUCUCAAAUGGACUAGUCUUGUGCAAAUCAAAUAUAUUCAAAACAACGAUACAAUUGUAUGCAUUGUGGAUAUCACCGAAAAGGUCGCAAACUUAAGCACGUUAUUAAAUCAGUGAACGUCAUGCUUUUCAACUAUGUUUCCCUCCGUCCAUGAGAGGGCAUACUUUCACUGCUGCGUUUACUGGAAGGUCUCAAAUAGAAUGGGAAACCGUGAAAACGAACCAGAGCUAAUUUGAGGAAAAAUAAACAAUGGAUGUUUACACGGUUAAAGUAGAAUUUAAAAAUAACACCAGUGCUCUCAGUAUUCUCUCUUUUGUAUAUGACAACUAGAAGUUGAUAUAAUACAAUACAGUUAACUAAUUAGGUGUUUAGAUCAGAUGUUUAAUUUACUCUGCGUAUUUCGAGUAUCUGACAGCGUUUAAUAGCACGCGCGUGUGUGGUGCCCUCUCUGUGGUUUAUUCACGCGUUCUUGAGGACAUUACACCGAUACAUUAAAUAAUAAAUCGCGUAAGAAUGAUGAAAUACACAGCGUGGAAUACAACGGGAAGGCAAAUUAUUCAAGAUACGGCGAAAUAAACAAUAACUAAUACAUGUCGGAGAUCCGUUAUGUGCGCCAAGAAAACCACGCAAUUCCUUGAUGAAAAUUUGCGUCCCUGCCAUUACUUUGUCAACACAGAACCUCCAAUCCCGUUUCUCUCCUGAAGGUCUCUGCGUUACCCUCCAGUCCAGACAGUGCAAUGUGCCUUUCGAAAAUAAGGAGAGAUGCUGCUUUUCGAUGUUCAUACAAGAAGACCGCGAUAACCGUAAAACCGAUGAGAUACGUUGCGAAAUCAAUCUGGAUUUAAAUACUGAACGAGAUGAUGAUGGAGAGAACCGUGGCGAUGAGGCUUUACCUUGUGAAAUGGAUUUGUCUGCGCUGGGCUUGGGUUUGUUUGGCUGCUUGUGGUGGUAAGGUGGAGUUGCACACAGAGAGGAGAGGAGUGAUCUACAGCCCAUCAUGGCCCCUCAAUUACCCGCCCGGUGUGAAUUGCAGCUGGAACAUACAGGGGAACCGCGGCGAUAUAAUCACCAUCAGUUUUCACAGCUUUGAUGUGGAAGACACGAGGGACUGCAGGGGGGACUGGCUGCUGCUCGGCCCCACAUGGAAAGCUGAGUAUCGGUUGUGUGGCUCUGUUCUCCCUCCUCCAUUCAUCUCCUCCAGAGGACGAGUCUUGGUCUUCUUCCACUCUCAGACCAACAGUUCCGGACUCGCACAGGGCUUCAGAUUUUCGUACAUAAGAGGUCGGUUAGGUCAAAGUAGCUGCGAGAAGGAUGAGUAUUUAUGUGGAAACGGAAAGUGCGUGCCACGUUCCUGGCGCUGUAACGGUUUGGAUGAAUGUGGUGACAAUACAGAUGAAAGAAGCUGUGCCCCCAAGCCCACCCCGGCCCGGGCCAGUCUGUGUCCACCGGGCACCCUGGAGUGUUCUGACAUCCAGUCUACACGCUGUUUGCCAACGUCCUUGCGCUGUAAUGGAGCUCGAGACUGUCCAGACGGAUCCGAUGAGGCCCGCUGCCCUGACACUUCCUGCGGAAAGCGCUUAGUCAACUUUUACGGGAUGUUUGCAUCUCCUGAUUUUUUCCGGUCAAACAGGAGCGGGGUUACAGAUCUGCAUUGCACUUGGUUCCUGGACACACAAGACCCAAAGCCGUUGGUUCUUCAUGUGGACCUUCAGCUGGGUGUGGGAGAUUCUGUGCGUGUUUACGAUGGUUUGGGAGAACGUGCGGACCGUCUUCUGCAGAGUCUCUCUCAUCAUAAUAACCACAGAAGAUCUCUGCUGGAGUCUUCACAGGGGCAGAUGAGUGUGUUCUAUCACGCUAAACAUCACAGCACUGGACACGGCUUCAAUGCCACCUACCAGGUUAAGGGGUAUUGCUUUCCAGGCGAGCAUCCAUGUGGUACAGACGAGGGCUGUUAUUCUGACCUGAAGCGCUGUGAUGGCUUCUGGCACUGCCCUGGAGGGCGAGAUGAGGAAGACUGCCCUCUGUGCCAGACGGGCGAGUAUCCCUGCGAGGGUGGCAGCGGGGUAUGUUACCCUGCCUCUGAGAGAUGUAACAACCAGAAGAAGUGCCCAGAUGGCUCGGAUGAAAAAAACUGCUUCGAUUGUCAACCCGGAAACUUCCAUUGCGGAACCAACCUGUGCAUCUUUGAGACAUGGCGGUGCGACGGGCAGGAGGACUGUCUGGAUGGCAGUGAUGAAAGAGACUGUCUGGCCUCUGUGCCCAGGAAGGUGAUCACAGCAGCUCUGAUUGGCAGUCUGGUCUGUGGACUCCUGCUGGUCAUUGCACUGGGUUGUGCCUUUAAACUGUACUCGCUCAGGACCAGAGAGUAUAGAGCUUUUGAAACCCAGAUGACCCAACUAGAGGCGGAGUUUGUUCAAAGAGAGGCUCCACCCUCUUACGGUCAGCUGAUUGCUCAAGGUCUCAUACCUCCAGUCGAUGACUUCCCAGUGUUUAAUCCCACACAGGCAUCUGUUCUACAGAAUCUCCGUUCAGCUAUGCGAAGACAAAUCCGUCGGCACUCCUCACGUCGAUCCUCAUCACGACGCCGUCUUGGUCGUCUUUGGAACCGUUUGUUUCAUCGUGGUUCCCGGUUACGUGGUCAGAUCCCUCUGCUCACACCUCCUGGCCAUACACACACGAACACACACACAGUCCUGGGGCUCCAUAGCUACAACACGGUGGAUGCUAACACAGAGGAGUCGUGGGAAGGUGCGGGACAGACCCCGUCUCCCUGUUCCACUGCUGCGCUUGGGUUAGCACUGCAGGCUCACUCUGAGGCCUUCUGCCUACCUGAGAGAGAAUCUCCACCCUCUCCCUUCUCUUCGCCCUCCCCUGCCUCACCACGCUCCACCUCGGACACCCUGGAUGACGAAGAUGAAGAAGAUGAUAGAAGUUCAGAGUUGUCUGGGGCGAGAAUACGACCCAAAUCUAGCACUCAAUGCUCUUCCCCAAAAUGUCAAGAGGAAGACAGUUCACCAGGACCUCUCGACAGCCCCAAAUACACCACAAACAGAUCCCGGACCUCCAGGAGGUUAGUGCAGGAACUGGCUGCAGAGCUCAGAGGAGUCUCUCUCUUACGCUACACAUCUGUGGGUGUCUCACCUCUUUCUUCUCCCGAGUCACCGACAUCCUCCAGUGGUCAGUCUGAGGAGCAAAGAGGACUUCCUACACUCAGAGCGCAACAUACGGAAACAAACACAGACUCUCUCACAUAUGUGCUCUUAAGCCCCGGACAAACUCCUUUAGGGGAGAGCAAGAAAUCAUCAGGAACAGAAGAUACGCCGGAUGAGGGACUAUAGACUCACUAGAAACGAGGCAGAGAUUGAUGAUAUUUUCUGUCAGUGCACUGAGAAGCCUCUAUCAUACCUCCUUUCCCAAUUCUGUGCCAACACACUGAGCCUUAACGUUGCAAGGUUCAGUGAACAGCCUUCCAUCAUGAGUCAUUUAGUUUCACGCCUUCAGAUGCUGAAUGUUAGAUUUUUAUGGUCUGUCGACCAUAGGAGUAGAUCUCUGAUGAAACAGAUUCAUAGAUCAGCUACAGAAUUUAACAAAUAAAUUAUUUGAUCACAUGAUAGUAAAUCACCAAGACCGUUUUAAUGUUAAUAUAUAGUGACUGGUUGACUAGGACUGAGCGUUUCAUCGGACGUGCGCGCCUCGACUGCAGUUAACUUCCGGUCUGUGUUUGUUUAUCUAUUUAAUUUAAUUUAUGUUAAUUUAUAUUAUUUGAUUGUAUAAUAACUGUAUUAAAUAAAAGAUUUUUUGGCUGUAUGUACGUUUUAUGAAAUAAACAAUUUGUUGAAUGGGUCCUGUAGUUCUGGCACAUUUAAAGAAACCGUGUGCGAUAUUGACAUCUAGCGGUUGAGCUUGGUAUCGCAGUGUAAAUUUAAACCGCCGGAGAGCCAAGUUUAGCCAAGUAAUGUUUCUACUCGAUUUAUUUUGUUUGGUAUCAGAAGUGCGCUCUAUUAUUUAUGUGUACCAGAAGUUAAGGGCAGUCCACGAACGUUUGAUUCUCUAUAACACAGAACUGUUCUUGCCUGCAUCUCUGCGUCUUAUCAUCUUAAGAGUGUGAUAUUCAGAUGACUUAUAAGAGAUUCACUGAGUGAAAUUGAACUCAUGUCAUUUGUAUCGAACACUUUUCACAGCCAGUCUUCUCAGCAGUUGCUACACACUCACCCUGAAUGUUGGUCGUGCUGUACAUUAUAUGCAUAAUGCAGAUUCAUUCAUUCAUUCCAUUUCGUUGUGUUGAAAGAUUUUGGCAAGAAGUUUGAGUUGCAGAC
This is a messenger RNA of Triplophysa dalaica, 4796 nucleotides long. RefSeq names its product low density lipoprotein receptor-related protein 3 (gene lrp3). Bases 1338 to 3818 code for a protein of 826 amino acids. Gene Ontology annotation, cellular component: plasma membrane. Gene Ontology annotation, molecular function: protein binding. The record is from RefSeq and is a predicted model, not a curated record. The transcript is spliced from 8 exons. Lineage: Eukaryota; Metazoa; Chordata; Actinopteri; Cypriniformes; Nemacheilidae.